GCGGCGUUGCGGGCCAGCAAAGGGACAUCCUAACGCAGCGACCCUCCCGCGGCCGCCCAGCCUACCGCCUAGACCGCCAGAGCUGCCCUCGGGUCGCAGGAAGCUGGACGGAUGGUAGGAAAAGAGAAGAUGUCACUAAGAAACCGGCUGUUUAGAUCUGGAGAGAAUCCUGAGCAAGAUGAAGCCCAGAAAAAUCUCUUGGACACACACAAAAAUGGUCACAUGACCAUGAAACAGUUGAUAGCCAAGAAGAGGCAGUUGGCAGCAGAAGCAGAGGAGCUGAAGCCACUGUUUCUGAAAGAAGUUGGGUGUCACUUUGAUGACUUUGUGACCAACCUCAUUGAAAAGUCAGCAUCUCUGGACAAUGGCGGGUGUGCGCUCACAACCUUCUCCAUCCUUGAAGAAAUGAAAAACAACCACAGAGCCAAAGAUCUGAGAGCACCUCCAGAACAAGGGAAGAUUUUUAUUUCAAGGCGGUCUCUGUUAGACGAGCUGUUUGAAGUGGACCACAUCAGAACAAUCUACCACAUGUUCAUCGCACUCCUCAUCAUCUUCAUCCUCAGCACGCUCGUCGUGGAUUACAUCGAUGAAGGGAGGCUGGUACUUGAGUUCAAUCUCCUGGCCUAUGCUUUUGGCAAACUUUCUAUUGUUAUUUGGACAUGGUGGGCCAUGUUCCUAUCUGCACUGUCAAUCCCCUAUUUCCUGUUCCAGCAAUGGGCCUACGGUUAUAGCAAGAGUUCUCACCCGCUGAUCUAUUCCCUUGUCCAUGGCUCGCUCUUCUUAGUCUUUCAACUUGGAAUCCUAGGUUUUGUACCAACGUAUGUUGUCUUAGCGUACACACUGCCACCGGCCUCCCGGUUCAUUCUGAUACUGGAACAGAUUCGUUUGGUAAUGAAGGCUCACUCGUUUGUCAGAGAGAAUGUGCCACGAGUACUAAAUGCAGCCAAGGAGAAGUCAAGCACAGUUCCGGUACCCACAGUCAACCAGUACCUGUACUUCCUGUUUGCUCCGACACUUAUUUACCGAGACAACUACCCAAGGACUCCUACAGUAAGAUGGGGUUAUGUUGCUAUGCAGUUCUUACAGGUUUUUGGUUGCCUGUUUUAUGUGUACUACAUCUUUGAGAGACUCUGUGCCCCACUGUUCCGGAAUAUUAAACAGGAGCCCUUCAGUGCUCGUGUCCUGGUCCUGUGUGUAUUUAACUCCAUCUUGCCAGGUGUGCUGAUGCUGUUCCUUUCGUUCUUUGCCUUUUUGCACUGCUGGCUCAACGCCUUUGCUGAAAUGUUACGCUUUGGUGACAGGAUGUUUUAUAAGGACUGGUGGAACUCUACGUCAUACUCCAACUACUACAGGACCUGGAAUGUGGUGGUCCACGACUGGCUCUACUACUAUGUUUACAAGGACCUCCUCUGGUUUUUCUCAAAGAGGUUCAAAUCUGCCGCCAUGUUGGCCGUCUUUGCCCUGUCAGCCGUGGUGCAUGAGUAUGCCCUUGCUGUCUGCUUGAGCUACUUCUACCCAGUCCUCUUUGUGCUCUUCAUGUUCUUUGGAAUGGCUUUUAACUUCAUUGUUAACGACAGUCGGAAAAGGCCAAUCUGGAACAUUAUGGUUUGGACUUCUCUGUUCCUGGGCCAUGGAGUCAUUCUGUGCUUUUAUUCUCAAGAGUGGUACGCCCGUCAGCACUGUCCUCUGAAGAAUUCUACAUUUCUGGAUUAUGUCCGGCCACGGUCCUGGACUUGUCGGUACGUGUUUUAGAAGCCCUGGCUCUGCUUCCUUUCUUGACACUGAAGAUUGGAUAUUCUUCCUGAUUCCGAGCCAGCUGUCUUCAGCAGUUACUGAAUACCUAUGCCACGGAGUUUAGAGCUCUCAGGCCUUGCCGAUGGACACCUGGAGUUGGACUGUGGGAAGUUCACUUAGUGAUUUUUUUUUUUUUUUUUUUUUUUAAAUUUUGUUCCCUUUGGGGGAGAAAGGAGACCAAGUGCAGAUUUUUGUAGGUUAUCUCAGGUCAAGCCUUGGUAGUUUUAUCUGUUUAUUUCCUUUAUUCCAUCCAACCAGAGACUAAACAUAUCUUGACCAUGAAUUAGCCAAAACACUUAGGAAGACAUCAUUUCAGUAUCUCUGAACUUAGAAGUUUUUUCAUGCACACUAUCAGGAGGUAUGCUAGUGGAUUUGGGAA
Molecule: messenger RNA, 2173 nt
Organism: Arvicanthis niloticus (Nile rat)
Lineage: Eukaryota; Metazoa; Chordata; Mammalia; Rodentia; Muridae
Gene: Soat1
Product: sterol O-acyltransferase 1
Biological process (GO): cholesterol metabolic process; cholesterol homeostasis; cholesterol efflux
Cellular component (GO): endoplasmic reticulum membrane
Molecular function (GO): fatty-acyl-CoA binding; cholesterol binding; cholesterol O-acyltransferase activity
Source: RefSeq, a predicted model, not a curated record